This is a messenger RNA of Arabidopsis arenosa, 1892 nucleotides long. The record is from the annotation of a GenBank genome assembly. Lineage: Eukaryota; Viridiplantae; Streptophyta; Magnoliopsida; Brassicales; Brassicaceae.
CAACUCCCAAUAUCGCAGUGUUCAGAGCGAAACGAGCACACAACUCACUAAACACUCAAAUAAAAACACUAAUACAAACAUUAAGAUGAUGAUGAUGAUGAGCUUCAACACAUCAUUUCAAAUCGUACUAGGCUUUAUCGUCUUCAUCGCAUCAAUCACUUUACUAGGUCGAAUACUCUCAAGGCCCUCCAAAACAAAAGACCGAUCUCGCCAGCUUCCGCCUGGCCCACCAGGAUGGCCGAUCCUCGGCAAUCUACCCGAACUAAUCAUGACUCGUCCUAGGUCCAAAUAUUUCCACCUUGCCAUGAAAGAGCUAAAAACAGAUAUUGCAUGUUUCAACUUUGCCGGAACCCACACCAUCACCAUAAACUCCGACGAGAUCGCUAGAGAAGCGUUUAGAGAGCGAGACGCCGAUUUGGCAGACCGGCCUCAACUUUCCAGCGUAGAGUCUAUUGGAGACAAUUACAAAUCAAUGGGAACCUCCCCGUACGGUGAACAAUUCAUGAAGAUGAAAAAAGUGAUCACAACGGAAAUUAUGUCCGUUAAAACGUUGAAUAUGUUGGAAGCUGCGAGAACCAUCGAAGCAGAUAAUCUCAUUGCUUACAUUCACUCGAUGUAUCAACGUUCCGAGACGGUCGACCUUAGAGAACUCUCGAGGGUCUAUGGUUACGCAGUGACCAUGAGAAUGUUGUUUGGAAGGAGACAUGUUACGAAAGAAAAUGUGUUUUCGGAUGAGGGGAGACUAGGAAAAGCGGAAAAACAUCAUCUUGAGGUGAUUUUCAACACUCUAAACUGUUUGCCAGGUUUUAGUCCCGUGGAUUACGUGGAACGAUGGUUGAGAGGUUGGAAUAUUGAUGGUCAAGAGGAGAUGGCGAAAGUGAAUGUUAAUCUUGUUCGUAGUUACAACAAUCCCAUAAUCGACGAGAGGAUUGAAUUAUGGAGGGAAAAAGGUGGUAAGGCUGCUGUUGAAGAUUGGCUUGAUACGUUCAUUACGUUAAAAGAUCAAAACGGAAAGUACUUGGUCACGCCAGACGAAAUCAAAGCUCAAUGCGUUGAAUUUUGUAUAGCAGCGAUCGAUAAUCCGGCAAAUAACAUGGAGUGGACACUUGCGGAAAUGUUAAAGAACCCGGAGAUUCUCAGAAAAGCUCUGAAAGAGUUAGAGGAAGUAGUUGGAAAAGACAGGCUUGUGCAAGAAUCUGACAUACCAAAUCUAAACUACUUAAAAGCUUGUUGCAGAGAAACAUUCAGGAUUCACCCAAGCGCUCAUUAUGUCCCUCCUCAUGUGGCCCGUCAAGAUACCACCCUCGGGGGUUAUUUUAUCCCCAAAGGUAGCCACAUUCAUGUAUGCCGCCCUGGAUUAGGCCGGAACCCUAAAAUAUGGAAAGAUCCAUUGGUAUAUGAACCGGAGCGUCACCUCCAAGGAGAGGGAAUCACAAAAGAGGUUACUCUGGUGGAAACAGAGAUGCGUUUUGUCUCGUUUAGCACUGGUCGACGUGGCUGCGUCGGUGUCAAAGUCGGGACAAUUAUGAUGGUUAUGAUGUUGGCUAGGUUUCUUCAAGGGUUUAACUGGAAACUCCACCAAGAUUUUGGACCGUUAAGCCUCGAGGAAGAUGAUGCAUCAUUGCUGAUGGCUAAGCCUCUUCUUUUGUCUGUUGAGCCACGCUUGGCACCAAACCUUUAUCCAAAAUUCCGUCCUUAACAAGACGCCUUGUUUAUUCUCUGUGAUGUUUUUCGACGCUUUCUCGUUUCUGUGUUAUGUUACUUGAAGUAUUGUUUAUUGUUGUUUUUAGACUAUCCUUUAAUUUGCCAGAAAACGCUAUAUUGUUACAUUCGUGUGUCUUUUUUUUUUUUUUUUUUGUAUCUCCGUAACUUAAUAAUGAAUAUCAAUCAAU